AUGCUCUUACACCACAAAAUAGCAAUUACUGUCAUUUCUAACUGCCACAAGAAAAUUAUGAAGAAUGCAAAUGAGUGUACUGAAGGACUUGCUCAGCAGCAAACCUUUAAUGCUUUGGUGGAACAGAAGUUUAAUGACCUCAUUGAGCUUCUUCAUAACAUUCUCCAAACUCAGAACGCUGCACGUCCAAACCGUCCACCUGACGACCGAGAGCGGGCCCAUCCCCCACCUGCUUUUUCGGACCGCCCUGACCAUCGGGCUCUUGGUCAGGACCAUCGUGAUGAUAGGGAGGAUCGCCGGGACCGUCAUGACAACAGAGAGGAGCGUUGGGAUCAAGACGAUGAUUUUUACAGUCAUCAUCGGGACGACCGGACUAUUCACACCCGUGCUGUUCGUCUGGACUUUCCUCGCUUCGAUGGUGAAAAUCCGUCGGCUUGGACUUACAAGGUGAAUCAGUUCUUCAAUUAUUAUCAUACUCCCUUGUAUCAGCGCAUCAGGAUGGCUUCUUUCCAUAUGGAGGGUGAAGCCCUCAUCUGGUUUCAAGACGCUGACGAAGCAGGUCAAUUUCCUACGUGGGAUGCGUUCACACAAGCUCUUCUCACCCGCUUUGGUCUGGCUUAUGACGACCCUAUGGAGUCCUUGGUGAAGUUGCGUCAUUCCACCACUAUGGCUGCAUAUACGGCACAAUUCGAAUCCCUUUCCAACCGCCUUCGUGGCCUCUCCGACCAAUACCAGCUUAGCUAUUUUCUCAACGGCCUCAAAGAUGAGAUUCGUCUUCCUUUGCGGAUGCUAGCUCCACGCACUCCGGUUGCGACUUUUGGGCUUGCCAAACUACAAGAAGAAUAUCUUACUACUGGGCGUAAGACCUUCAAGUCUCAGAGUUCGUCUUACAGUUCUAGCAGGCCUCCCUCUUACGGUCCACAGUCGGCCUCUCCGAGCCAGUUAAGUGAUUCCUUCACCUCAGUUUUUCCCCUUGUUCCAACCCUGGCGUCUUGGUCUAGCGCAUCUCUCCAGCUCAAAUGUGUGAGCGCCGCGAAAAGGGACUCUGCUACAACUGUGAGGAGCGGUGGCAUUCGGCUCACAAGUGAAUCGGGUGAUGACCCUGUAGUGGAAGUUUUGGACCCUGUUGAACCAGUGGAUGAGCCUAUUAUUCAAGAGAUUGUACAACCUGAAAUUUUAUUCCAUGCAAUUUCUGGUUCUAUUGCUCCUAAAACUAUGAGACUCAUAGAUUGGAUUCGUAAUCACCGGGUAGUCAUUCUCAUUGACUCCGGUAGUACCCAUAAUUUUAAUGAUUUACAUUCUUUGCCUAAGCUGUGUUUGGGUGAACUUAUUCCAUUACAAUUGAAAGUCCGGGUUGCAAAUGGAGAUACUCUUUUGAGUUCUGGCAAAUGUCCUUCGGUCACUAUUCGAAUACGGGGGGCUGUCAUCACUUCUGAAUUUUAUUUGUUACCAUUAGGAGGGUGUGAUGUAGUAUUGGGUGUUGAAUCGUUACGGACCUUGGGUCCAAUCCUUUGGGAUUUUGUUGUCAUGACUAUGCAGUUUAGUCUUAAUUCUUGCCCGGUCACCCUUAAGGGUUUGAGCCCUACAGGAUUAACCAUAGAGGAUGCUUCUCAUUUUCUUCGAUCCCCUGCAUUGGCUUCCAAGAGUUUUCUCUUGCAUUUCUUAUCACCAGUUGAGGACCCUGCGGCCCACUGCCCCUCUGGUCCUAUCCGGGAAUUAUUACAGCAAUUUGAUCAAGUAUUUGCGGAACCUACGGGUCUUCCACCUCCGCGAACUCAGGACCACCAAAUUUUACUGAAGUCCGACCAGCCAGUUAGUGUUAGACCUUAUCGCUAUCCAUACUUUCAGAAGUCAGAAAUUGAGAAGAUUGUCAAGGAUUUACUGCUGUCAGGGAAUACCAUCAAGGACAAAUACCCCAUUCCAGUUAUUGAUGAGCUGCUGGAUGAGCUUCAUGGGGCUACAAUUUUUUCCAAACUUGACUUGCGUUCGGGUUACCAUCAAAUUCGAGUCAAACCGGCUGAUGUUCCUAAAACGGCAUUCCUCACUCAUGAGGGGCAUUACGAAUUUCUUGUUAUGCCUUUUGGCUUGACAAAUGCCCCUGCAACCUUUCAGGCCUUAAUGAACGACAUAUUCAAACCCUGCCUUCGGAAGUUCAUCUUAGCAUUCUUUGACGACAUCUUGGUUUACAGUUGUUCUUUGGAAGAUCAUUUGGUUCACUUGCAUUCUGUUUUGCUUGUCCUUAAGACUAAUCUUCUUUAUGCCAAAAGUUCAAAAUGCAGGUUUGGUGUAUCUGAGAUUGACUAUUUAGGCUACUACCGCAAAUUUAUCCGCGGUUAUGGGAUAAUUUCUGCUCCCCUCACAGCCCUACUCAAGAAAAAUUCCUUUCUUUGGACUUCUGAAGCCACUGUUGCCUUCUUUUGGCUUAAAGAUGCUGUUACUUCUCUUCUAGUUUUACGCUUGCCGGAUUUUUCCCAAACUUUCACCAUCGAAUGUGAUGCGUGUGCAAUGGGUAUUGGAGUGGUUUUGAUGCAAGAAGGCCGCCCUAUAGCUUUCUUGAGUCAAGCUUUAAAGGGUCAAGCCUUACACCUUUCAACUUAUGAGAAGGAGCUCUUUUCAUUAGUCACCACUGUUCAAAAGUGA
Molecule: messenger RNA, 2640 nt
Organism: Alnus glutinosa
Lineage: Eukaryota; Viridiplantae; Streptophyta; Magnoliopsida; Fagales; Betulaceae
Exons: 5
Coding region: 1-2640 (879 amino acids)
Source: RefSeq, a predicted model, not a curated record